This is a messenger RNA of Ambispora leptoticha, 654 nucleotides long. The record is from the annotation of a GenBank genome assembly. NCBI's taxonomy places the organism in Eukaryota, Fungi, Glomeromycota, Glomeromycetes, Archaeosporales, Ambisporaceae.
AUGGGAAAAGUUGAAAAAAUGAAAGUAGUAGGUAAGGUAGUAGCUAGUAUUUUAAAGGAAUUAAGGAAAGCAAUUCGUCCUGGAGUUUCUGGUAAAGAUUUGGAAAAGUUUGCCCGUGACUUGAUGGAAAAAAAGGGAGUUUUUUCUUCUACUUUAGGCUAUCGAGAUUUUCCGGCGGCUAUUUGUGUUUCUUUGAAUAGCGCGUUAACUCAUGGUAUACCUGAUGAAAGAGUCUUUAAGAAAGGGGAUGUAGUGUCGGUUGAUGUGGCGUGCUAUCAGAAAGAUGAAGAAGGGGUAAACUAUCAUGCUGAUGCUGCUUUGACUGUUGUGGUUGGUGAAGGAAACAAAAAGAUUAAAAACUUAUUAAAAGUUGCUAAAAAUAGUUUAUAUUACGUUAUCCAAAAUAUUCGCCCUAAUAUUACUACUACUCAAGAUAUUGGAGCAAUGUUAGAGAAAUACAUUCGGGCGCGAGAUUAUUUUCCUAUUAAAGAAUAUGGAGGACAUGGAAUUGGUGAGUCCAUGCAUCAAGAGCCAUUUAUUCCUAACUAUAAGAUUUCUAAUAAAGGACAGGUUAUCCAGGAAGGAAUGUUCAUUUGUAUUGAACCAUUAGUUCAAGAAAAUGAUGACCAAGUAAUUACUGCCCCUGAUAACUGA